AUGAGCACACUGUCGCCGGCAUUCGGCUCGGCCAACUACGACCACAACAACGACCACGACGAUGCCGACGCCGCAGAACGACUACGCCGAAGCGGAGGAUCACGACAGGCCAGGAAGCUGCAGCUGCGUAAUGCUGGCUUCAGAGGGGGCACCAUAGCCACCAGGAAACUCACGCCCAAAUCGAUACCUUCGAGCACGUGGUCAGCAGGGGGCGAGUACGAGGCUUCGUCUGGCACGGAGAAUGUACCACCCUUAAUGCAAGAUGUACGUACGCCCGGUAGCAACAGGCGAGUUUCGAGUGGGAUCCUGCAGGACAUCGGCAAUGGUACCAUCACGAGGCGGAAGAGGACGAAUCCGAGGAUAAGCUCCGCUAAGUGGAGUGACUCUGAUGGCUCGCCCGCCGAGAAGCCGUAUGCCACUACGCCGUUCUCGAGGGUGCAGAGUAAUGGGACCGUACGACAGCGGAGUGUAAAGACAAGGCCAAAGGUGGCUCACAAACGACGGUCUGUGAGCUCGGAGACGAGCAAGUACAUUGAGCAUCUGGAGGCCGAGCUAGCCGCAUCACAAUCGCAACUCUCGAGGAUCAACUCGCCUACUGUUACGAGACAGCAGAGCACGAAGAUGCGGACGAUGGACGCCGAGACGCGGGUAUUGCAGAAGGAGGUUGAGGAUUGGGAGACUCAAUACGAGAAGCGAGUACAGGAGGAGGUGGACAGGCAUGCUGAGGUGGAAACGAACUUGCGAGGUCGACUUCGAACUCUCGAGCAAGACUACGAGGAGACUCAAUUUCGGAUGCGAGAGCUGGAGACACAAGUCGCAGCCGCCACGCAGAGUAUGGAGGCUGCCGAAGCAGCGAACGUGAAUCUGGAGCGGCGCAUCGAGAUCAUGUCCGAGCUGCUGGCCGCCUCGCCUUCGAAGAUCGACUUGCAUGCUGAGACCCCGGGACGGUCAAGGAAGCACGCACGACCCAAGUCCAUGCUACCGCGCUUUCCAACAGCGAGCUCACUGCUGGGCUCUCCCGAGCGGCAUCCGCAAACCCAGCCUCCUUCACCGCUUCUGAGCUUCACGAACUACAGCCCGGAGGUGACAGCAUCCCCCGUGCAAUCGGUCUGCCGCCUAGACAUCUCCUCGCAGCAAUCAGACUACAUGUCCGAAGCAGAAUCGGUCUUCAGCGAAGCCUCAGUCGCCGGCGAUAGUAUGACCUCAGCCGAGAACUUCGAAGGCCCAUCGAACCACAAUCCAUGGAUGCUGCCUCCACCGCUGCCUCAUCACCGCUCGAAGCCUGCGAGGCGGAUGCGGAGAUUCGGCGCGGGCAGCAUGGGACCUAAGCCGUUGAUCUUGCCUUCGACGUCGCGUUGCGAUCAGUUCCCGACGGCGUCUGCUCCUGGGCUUGAGCGGAGUGAGACCACGCCGGCUUUCUUCCCGAACCCGGCGCUGAGUUCUCAUGGGAGUCAUAGUCCGUUGCUGGGGAGGAGGAGAGCUUCUACGAUGGCGAAUGGCGAGACCUUGGCUGCUCUUGACCCGUCGCCGUUUUCCCCUGAUGAGCCUCUGCAGGACUGUGGAGAAGACACACUUAUGAGCUUCCAUACGUCUUCUUCGCCCAGCUCACGGCCAGUAACACGAGAUUUGUCCUCCCUAGGGUCCAUGAGAGGAAGAAACCUCAUGGAAGAGCUUUCGACGGCAUGGAUUAAGGACUCUGACGCGAGCAGUCAACUACUUGUGGAAGGACAAGACAUAUCGAGCUCCCGCCCAAGCUCAAGUGCUGCGCCGGACGUCCCAAGUGCGCUCGGCGAAGACACUACACUCAUCCACGGCACCCUCACGCAUGCACAUGACAUCCCAGUGCUGGAACACCGAGCAGCGUCCGCAUCCACAGCUCUUGUACGGCCACGGCGGCGGAGAGCCAGCUCUCCUAACUUGAGCGCGCCCGCAAUAUACUCCGCCUCCAUCUUCGAACGUCUCCAUUUCCUGUUCUCCGACCUCUGGAGAUCCCCAGUCGACCUUGCGCGCCACUUCGUCCGAACAGCGCAAGCCUGCAUCCGCAUCCCUCGCACCCUUCUCAACUUCCAAUACUGGCUCGUCGGCGCCCUUCUCGGCCCACUAGCUCGACGCCGCGCUCUCGAAGACAUCACCCACCCUAACUACACCGAAGAAUCAUCCUCCCUUCUCGAAAGUAGCCCGGACACACCCACCGAAGACAGUAACCUAGCCUACGGGACCCUCCAGCCCUCCCCCGCACGCAAAUCUCCCAACCCCUCCUCCGCUCUCCGCAAGAAGCGCGCAACGCAUAAGCUGCGCUGUCCGCAUCGCCGCCGCGCGAAACACAGUCCGCUGCUCUGGAUCAAGUUUUCUGUUACGCUUGCUGUGGCCGUUGGAGCGGCGUUCAAAGAUGGGCCGGGGAGUUUGUUGGAGAGGGGGGGUUGUACGUGUCAGGUGGAGAGGAGGCUUGAGAGGAGGAGGUCUACGGGGGUGGAUGGUGGGGGGUUGGUGUGA
Molecule: messenger RNA, 2493 nt
Organism: Saxophila tyrrhenica
Lineage: Eukaryota; Fungi; Ascomycota; Dothideomycetes; Mycosphaerellales; Extremaceae
Exons: 1
Coding region: 1-2493 (830 amino acids)
Source: RefSeq, a predicted model, not a curated record